Rhopilema esculentum is the source of this 5180-nucleotide messenger RNA. Lineage: Eukaryota; Metazoa; Cnidaria; Scyphozoa; Rhizostomeae; Rhizostomatidae. The record is from RefSeq and is a predicted model, not a curated record.
AUGGCGAAUAUCGAUAAUCUAAAUAACCUGCUCUUGGGAUAUUAUGACGCGAAUGUUAUUGAUGAUGUAGAUCUUCUGCUGCUCUAUGAUGUGAAUAGGCGAAGAAAUCCACAUUUUCCGUACUGGAGGUAUGAUAAAUUCGAUUUGGAUCUGAUGAGCGCAGACCAGUGUAAAGCCGAGUUUCGGAUGUGGAAGGAUGAUGUCUACACAUUAGUAGAUAUUUUCGGAUUUCCUGCCCAAUUUAAAUGUUACAACGGGGUUGUUGAUUCAGUUGAAGCGACGUGUAUUUGUUUGAGAAGGCUUGCAUAUCCAUGCAGAUAUAGUGACCUGAUCCAUCGCUUUGCAAGGCCUGUUCCCCAAUUAUCGAUGAUAAGUAACCUGGUAAUCGAGGAAAUUUAUCAAAAAUAUGGUCAUCUACUAAGUAGUAUGGAUCAACCUUGGUUAUCUAGGGAAAACCUUGCUGUAUUUGCACAUGCCGUUCAUAGAAAAGGGGGAGCAUUAGAUAACUGUUGGGGUUUUGUAGAUGGGACUGUAAGGCCUAUAUGCAGACCCAAUACUUUGGGAAGUUUACAAUGGGAAGUUUACAAUGGCCACAAGAGAGUACACUCGUUGAAAUUUCAGUCUGUUGUUGCCCCCAAUGGUAUGAUUGCAAAUUUAUUUGGCCCUGUAGAGGGGAGAAGGCAUGAUGCUGCUAUGCUUGUGAUGUCUGGGCUAUUGGGUGAGUUAGAAAGGCACUCAUUUGCACCCCAUGGCCAAGCACUUUGCAUUUAUGGUGACCCAGCCUACCCUCUACGAGAACAUCUGCAGUGCCCAUUUUUGCAAAGACAAGGUUUGACCCUAGAACAGCAAGCAUUCAACCAGUCUAUGAGUCAGGUUCGUGUUUCAGUUGAGUGGGUCUUUCGUGAAAUUGUGUCUUACUUCAAGCUCUGCGAUUUCAAAAAAGAUCUGAAGAUUGGUUUGAGCCCUGUAGGGAAGAUGUAUACUGUGUGUGCUCUUUUACGAAAUGCUCUAAUCUGCCUCUAUGGAUCAAAUACGGCAACCUUCUUUGAUUUACAGCCACCUGCCCUCCAGUUUUACUUAAUGGAAACUAGCAAUUUAGAUGGAAACUAGUCUCAAGAUCACCCUAUAAAACAGCUUUUUUAAAAGCUACCAAAUUUGCCAAGUUUCUCUCUACAGAUAACACACACACUUAUUUUCUUUUUAUAUUCUGGGUACUUUCAGAACUUGUGCUAUGGUUGGUAGGUCAUUGCUCGUGCUUCAAGCCAAGGCCACAAUAAGGCAAAUUCACAUUGCUGUCAAGAAAGUGCAAAAAGCCAAAUUUAUGCCAUACAGGUUUAAGAAAAAUUAACAAAUGCAUUUUGCAGACAUAUAAUAAUUGUUUCUGCGUGUGUUUUUUUCCAUCAAUUGCACUUGGGCCAAAAUGUUCUGAGUAGGGAAUGUGUUUUCCCAUGAAGCAUGUGAUUAUAAUCUCUCACACAACAUACCAUUUUUUAAUAUUUAAUAUGGUUGUCAACAUUCAAGAGACUUCAACACCACAUUACCAGAAAAAAAAAAUGAGCCACAAGCCAAACCUUAUUUUAAAAUCAAACACAAUUCUAAAUAUUCAAAUAUCUGAAAACCUGCCUUAAAAAAUUACCAACCCUGGCCUGAGAAAGAAGUAAAAGCAAUGUAAAUUUUUCAAUCAAAGCUUCAAAAAGUUUUGAUAUCAGUGGUACUAAUCUAAAGACAAUAUAUAAUCAGAGUGCCUCAACUAGUGGCAAGUUAUAGUUGUUUUCCAUGCAGAAGCUAGACGAAAAAAGGAAUGCACAAGUAUGUAUUUAUUUUAUACAAUGAAUAAAAGGAGAAGAAAAUAAUAUUUAAAGUCUACUGCCUCUCAGCCAACUUUGCCAAAAUGGAAAUAAUUGCAGUAUUUUGUUGCUGCAUCUGCUGCAAAAUCUGUUUCUGUUGCUCCUGCUGUUUUUGCAUCAGAUAAAUUAUUUGAUGUUGUUGGCUGAUUAUGGUUUCUUCAUACUUUUCUCUCCUUUUCCUCUCCUCUUCCCUUUGCUCCCUCUCAAACUGUUCUCUCUUCUUCUCGUUAUCUGCUUCCUCAAUUCUAAUCUCCAUCUCUUUUUUUCUUAACGUUAUUUCUUCUUUCUGAAUCUCAUACUCCUUCAAUGCCUUCUCUCUUAAAAACUCCAUAGUAUUUUCACCUGACCGUUUCCUUUUAUUCUCACUUUCAUUUUUUUCUCGCACUUGUGUCUGACUGAGCCUCUCCAUUGACCUUUUUCUCACAUCCUCGGCUGUCUCCUUUUCUUUCUCUCUGUUGUUUUUCUUCUCUUCAGCUUUCCUGGCAAGUUCCUCCUCUGCUGCUUCUGUAAAUCCAAUAAUAUCUUCCAAUGCCUGGUCAAGCUCAUUCUCUUCUACUGCUAUUCCACUGGCCCUUUCCUCUUGUGCCAUUCUCCUUCUAAAAUCCCUCUCUAUUUUUUCAAACCUUUCUCUCACUGCCCUCUGGUCUACAUAAAAUUUUUGAUUUUGGCAGUCAUUCAACCUUUUUGCCACUUUGCUCCAGCAUUGCCCCCUCUCUCUGCUGCCAAAAGGGAAUUUGAAAGGUUGUGAAACCAGGAUUUCUCUUAAUAACAGAAGGUCAUGUUCCUGGCUCCAUACCAUCUUAGGCCUGGGUAUAAGAAGCAAAGUGACAACGCAAUUACAAGUACCAAACAAUUUCCAACAUAAUCUAAAAUAAGGAUUCCAAAUGACUAGUAUGCUUAAGUUAGCAGUUCUUUUGAAAAGAUAACCAAAUAGAGUUAAAAAAAUAAUAGGACAAUGAAACUCUUUAUUUUAAUUUUUGGCUAUUGUUGGAACAUAUAGGACUUAAAAAACAUUUAUUUUAGGUGUUCAACAACUGUUGAAAUAUUCAUGGAUAAAGACCUAUACCAGGAAAAGGGUAAUUUGGAAAUACAAUCAAAGGUUGAUCAGAAAGUUCUCUAGCAGACAUCAAGAAAUAAUUUCUGUCCCAAUUAACAUUAUCUGACCUGUACAUUUCAUCCAACUCUUCAUCGUACACUUCAAAAGAAAGUUCUAUUUAUCAUUGCCACUUAAUAGUGGGCCUAUAUUUCAGCUAACAUAUACUCACAAACAGCUAAAAACUAACCUGUGGUAUUUCUAGGCAAAAGUCAAUCACAGUUCAAUUCAUUUUCAUUUUAAAAUCCAUGCAUAACAAAUCUCAGUAGGUAUGGGCUUGUAGACUGCUUGUUCGAACAGGUAUAUUUAGAUUUUCAUAAGGACUACAAACUAUAGGUGUCAAAAAAGUUAUUUGGGGUUGUUAUUUUGCAGGCAAUAACCCUUUCAAAAACGAAACGAAUCCAUUCUCAUAAUAUUUGGCAGAGGUCCGAUACAUAAAUGCCACAGUACUAUAUUAUAGUCUAUAAUUGUCCCUUUGAUCACAGAUACAAAUUAGAAAGGAAAAGUCAAGUUGCAGAAAUCGAGAUUAUUCUUUACAAACAGACAUAGAGAAACACCGUUCAUAUGUUAGUGCGUAAGGCAAAAUUCAGCCCAAAACUUCUAACGUAAUUAUCAAUUUUAGUAAAUUAAUAUUAAUAUCAGGCAACAGUCAAAAACUCUUUAUACACACAUCUGCAACUUCUUUGGACACGAGGCGUUGCUGGCAGACAUUGUUGAAUGAACACUAAAACUGAGAAAAAAAUUAUUCGAAUUUUAAAAACGUGCCUAAAAUAUUGUGAAGAAAGUGAGAAAACUAUAUUACUGAUAAUAAUUAUAAAUAACAGUUUGAUUCAAGAAAUAAAUCAAUUUCUUACCUGCGUAGUCGUGAGUACGUUGAAUAGGCUGCAAGCGAGUAGUCAAAAACCUCACUACGGUUAGGUCACAGAGGAAGAUUCCCUUUCGGACAUGCGCAGAUAACCUUUUUGUGGUCAAUCAACCUUCGUAGUCGUGUGCGUAGUGAAAUCGUAAGCUCUCUAAUGUUGAAUGUGAGACCCUUCAGUUGGUCAAGUUUGUCUGUGCAAGUGGCACCUAAUGAUCUUCUGGCAUAAGUGGGUGGUAAUGGCAAAGCAUUCAUUUCACAGAUGGGCAUUGGUGUGCUUGUAUCAGUUUCUUCUUCCUUUAUCUCAUCUAUUGUGGCAAUAUCCAAAUUUGCAUCGGCUGUUGGUGUUUCAUCACUGUAGAUGGCACACUGAGGAUCCAAGGUGAAGUAGGGGGCAUCUCGAUAUGCUGCUGGUAAGUCCUCCCAAGAAUACUUUUGCAUAUGUAAUAUGAUUGCAAACAUGUGCUUACAAGGUAGAAAAUUUUGCUUCCAGUCAUGACAUUGACAACAUCACAUACCAUUUGCGUUUAACUGCACAAUGUAUCCAGCUUCAUGUCUGAUCCCUGACUUUUUACUCUUACAACCCCUUCUUUCUCUUCACAGAUGCUGAUGGAUGAAAUGCAGCUUGCCAGUGCAAUCUUCUCCAUGCAAUGAGCGACAAAUUUUCGUGGCCUGUCCUUCAAAUAGUUAGGUAUCCAAGAAGUAUAGCUUCUGUAACCGCUGGAGUAUUGAGCAUUUAAAGAUGAGUACCUAAGAAUAGAGUGUUGUUGAUUAGCAGCUACUAGAUAUAGUUUUUCCAUGGUAAAGCCUGCUGUAGAAGAACCUGUUUUAAAUCAAAUAAAAAUAAUGACAAUAAUGACAGCAUAGUUACUAUUUUCUUUUUAAAGUAGGAAUUAUGUAUUUUUUCUGUAUCUUGUAUAAUACUAACCUUUUGUAUCUUUCUGGAAAAAACUGGUCAAUUAGAACCGUGGCCAUUCUGCUUAUGGUGUUCUUGCGCUUCUUUCAAAGGUAUUCGUACUUAAAGCUUUUAUUUUGCCUUUCAAUCCCAUUGUUUGUCUUGACAAGUAUUUGGAAAGCAUUUUGUCUGAAUGCACAGACCCAUCGCUAAGGAGAAAAAGAGUUUUUUAAAUUACCGCUGAAAAUCAAAGGUCAAUGACACUAAGUCUCUAAUAUUUGAAUCAACUAGCAACUCCGUAAUAAGUUGAUUUCAAAUAGUUUGUCAAAUAGAAAGAAUGUCAAAUAGUUUCAUACCAGCUCCCUCUAUUCAGCGUUUAGCUAUUAAAGCUAGAUGGUCAGUAAGAGCCAGUAUAUAAUUCCUUGUUAACUGAUUUCGUACAGUUUGCAGUUAAAAUAUUGUUGCUAUAUAUAUAUAUAUAUGUAU